CCCUCUCCCUUUUCUCCUGUGUAUUUCCUCUAUCCCAAUUUAUACGACUCACUUUCUUUUUUAGUCGGUCUCCAAAAGAAUGACAAAUUUAUUUAUUUAGUAACAAUUUAUUGUCCUUAAUGAAAGCCACACAAGCAUUUAUGACUUAUUUUAUACCACAAGUUUCGAAAGUCCUUUUAUAAACUCUGUUCGAAAUCAAACUACAUCACAUAAAUUGAGACGGAGAGUAAUAUAAUAAGUCUCAACUCUCAAAUCUUUACUGCUUGCAUGCGUUUUCUGUUACUUGACAGAAUUUAAGAACAGAAACACAAUGGAUCAUGCCUGCAAUAGAAUUGCAAACACUUUGUGUUAUUUCUUCUUCAUAGCCAUUUUGCUUGUCUUCAUAAAUGCAAGUACUGCAGAAACACACUACCAUGAUUUCGUUAUUCAAGCAACACCAGUAAAGAGGCUGUGCAAGAUCCAUAACACUAUAACAGUGAAUGGACAAUUCCCUGGACCAACAUUGGAAGUGAACAACGGUGAUACUUUAGUCAUCAACGUAGUCAACAGAGCUCGAUAUAAUGUCACCAUUCACUGGCAUGGAAUCAAGCAAAUAAGAACAGCAUGGGCAGAUGGACCAGAAUUUAUAACACAAUGUCCAAUUAGACCAGGAGGGAGUUACACUUACCGCUUCACAAUUCAAGGACAGGAAGGCACACUUUGGUGGCACGCUCACAGCUCAUGGCUCAGGGCCACUGUUUACGGAGCAUUAAUCAUCUACCCAAAAGAAGGAGAAUUCUACCCAUUUUCUAAGCCUAAAAGAGAGACACCUAUUCUGCUUGGUGAGUGGUGGGAUGCAAAUCCUAUUGACGUUGUAAGACAAGCCACGAGAACAGGAGCAGCUCCUAAUGUAUCAGAUGCUUACACCAUUAAUGGUCAACCGGGUGAUCUCUACAGGUGUUCGAGUAAAGAUACUACCGUAGUCAUUGUGGACUCUGGUGAAACAAACCUCCUUCGAGUUAUCAAUGCUGCACUCAACCAGGCACUUUUCUUUGCUGUGGCAAACCACAAGCUAACAGUUGUUGCAGCAGACGCUUCUUAUGUUCAACCCUUCACUACAUCAGUGCUUAUGCUAGGUCCUGGCCAGACUACUGAUGUCCUAAUCGAUGGUAACCAGCCACCAGGCAGAUACUACAUAGCUGUACGAGCUUACGCAAGUGCUCAAGGACCUUUUGACAACACCACUUCCACAGCUAUUCUUGAAUACAAGGAUACUCCUUGUUCUGUUCAGGGCAUCAAGAUCAAUCCAAUUUUUCCAUCUUUACCAGCAUUUAAUGACACUGCCACUGCCACGACCUUCUCAACUAGUUUCAGAAGCCCAAGACAAGUGGAGGUGCCAACUGAAAUUGACGAAAAUUUGUUCUUCACGGUUGGACUAGGACUCAACAACUGCCCUAGAGGUUCAAGCUCCAGGAGUUGUCAAGGUCCAAAUGGAACUCGAUUCACCGCCAGUAUGAAUAAUAUGUCUUUUGUGCUACCACCCAACUUUUCCAUUCUGCAAGCACAUCACCAAGGGAUACCUGGAGUUUUCUCAACUGAUUUCCCAGCGGUUCCACCACUGAAAUUCGAUUACACUGGUAAUGUAAGUCGAUCACUCUGGCAACCUAUUCGAGGAACUAAAGUUUACAAGCUAAAAUAUGGGGCAAGAGUGCAAGUUGUUUUACAAGGAACAAGCAUCGUCACAGGUGAAAAUCACCCGAUCCAUCUUCAUGGAUAUGAUUUUUACAUUAUCGCGGAGGGCUUUGGGAACUUUAAUCCUCAAACUGAUACAGCUAAAUUCAACCUUGUUGAUCCACCUACCCGAAACACAGCAAGUGUACCUGUCAAUGGAUGGUCAGUUAUCAGAUUUGUUGCUAACAAUCCAGGAGUCUGGUUAAUGCAUUGUCACCUGGAUGUUCAUAUUACAUGGGGUUUGGCCAUGUCAUUCCUGGUGGAAAAUGGAGUUAGUGAAUUGGAAUCAUUAGAAGAGCCUCCGGUCGAUUUGCCUGUUUGUUGACAAACACAAUAUGCACAAUGAUUCAAUGAAACAUAACUUACAUAAUUUUUUGAUGAUUGAGUAAAUAUGAAAUGACACCAAUUCUUGCAAUAUAUGUA
Molecule: messenger RNA, 2133 nt
Organism: Solanum tuberosum (potato)
Lineage: Eukaryota; Viridiplantae; Streptophyta; Magnoliopsida; Solanales; Solanaceae
Product: laccase-5-like
Exons: 7
Coding region: 311-2035 (574 amino acids)
Biological process (GO): lignin catabolic process
Cellular component (GO): apoplast
Molecular function (GO): copper ion binding; hydroquinone:oxygen oxidoreductase activity
Source: RefSeq, a predicted model, not a curated record